AGCUGUCCAGUCAGUUGGAGCUUAUAUAUAUAGCUCUCGACCAGGCUUCUUGUCCUUUUCCUUCAUCCACACACCAAACUACUUCACAAUCUUUUUUACUUAUUGAAUUCACAAUCUUUUCAAUCUUUCCUUCUUUAACUUUUACCCAAUCAAACCUAAAUCAUGAAGACUGCUGCCCUUACCACCGCUGUUUUUAUUGCUGCUUGCGUAUUUACUUCUGACGCACGUGUUGUCAAACGCGAUGCAGGUCUCACUGAUGCCGAUAUUCUCAACUUUGCUUUGACCUUGGAACAUCUUGAAGCAAGCUUUUAUACAGAAGGUUUGAGGAAGUACGACCAAAGUGCUUUCACCAGCGCUGGUUUCAGUGCAUCGACUCGUCAAUCACUCCAAAAGAUCUCGGAUGAUGAAGCUUCGCAUGUCAGCUUCUUGACCUCAGCACUUCAAGCUGCCGGUGCGACCCCCGUCCAAGCUUGCAAAUACAGCUUUCCUUACAGCGAUGUCAAGUCCUUCUUAGCUGUCUCUCAGAUCCUGGAAGGUGUCGGUGUAUCAGCCUACUUAGGAGCUGCUGCCUCGAUCAAGAACGGAGGCUACUUGACUGCUGCUGGCUCAAUCUUGACUGUCGAGGCCCGCCACAACGCCUAUGUCCGUUUCGUCAACGGCAAAUCCCCUUUCCCGGCUGCCUUCGAUACACCUGUCGGACCUCGUGAUAUUAUCACGUUGGCUACUCCUUUCUUCUCCAGCUGCCCAGCUGGAUCAGCCCCUAGCCUCAAAGGAUUCCCUGCUCUCAAGAUCACCGGAACACUUACCCCGGGAUCAACCCUCACCAUCUCUGCCUCCGACACCAAGGGAGCCACUAAAUGUGCUUUCCUCAGUGCUUUAGACUCCACCUACAGUACCUACAGCAACGGCAAAUGUCAAGUUCCUAGCAAGAUCGGUCAAGGACAGAUCUACAUUCUCUUGAUCAAUGGUGACAAAGUCACUGAUGCUACCACAGUUGCCGGUCCUGGUAUCAUGGAAACAGAGACCUCUGCCACCUCCCACCCUGAAGAGGAUGUUGAGGAUGGUGAAGAAUCGGAUGAAUAUCCCAUGACUUCUAAAAAAGAAUCUUCAUCUGAUAAGACUUCUGACCACCCAUUAGUUGGUCUUCACUUAUGAGCCAGCAAGGGUUAUUAGCGUCAUUUGACUACUUGAAUUAUCAACUCUUGAAUUAUCAACUCUUGAAUUCUCUCUCCUCACCCACUUGUUCAUCUGACCAAGUUCAUAUUUGUUAUUUGCUUUUGUUUUUUUCUCUUGAUGCUUUCUGAACUACGUGUUUCUGCUUAAUGUACAGUACAUUGAUGAAAUGAGAAAUGACAGGUGAUCUGGAAAUACUCAUGAAUUAAUGAUGUUAUAAGGCACUAAGGCUGUUAAUCACAUAUGACUGAUGAGAGAAGGAAAUGCACCUGGAAAGAAUCACAAAUCAGCAGUGUUAUAAAGUG
Messenger RNA from Melampsora larici-populina 98AG31, 1478 nucleotides. RefSeq lists its product as uncharacterized. The record is from RefSeq and is a predicted model, not a curated record. Bases 163 to 1155 code for a protein of 330 amino acids. NCBI's taxonomy places the organism in Eukaryota, Fungi, Basidiomycota, Pucciniomycetes, Pucciniales, Melampsoraceae. The transcript has 8 exons.